AUGAAGCUCUGGUCACGUGACUCGCCACAUGCUCCGACUAAGUCGCUGUUUUGCAUCUCUGCAGGCUUCAUCGCAAAACGCCCAGAUGAAGCAUUUUUGCCCAGGCUCAAUUCAGCUCCGAGCGCUAAGACCUCUGGAAAUAAAGACGCCUCACAGCCUACGAUAACGAUAUCCACAGACGCUACACAGCCCGAAUUCAUUAAUACCUUAACCGGAUCGAAAUUACCGGUUGGAAGAUCAACUUACUCCGAGACCUCCGAAGUCAUAGAUGAUGUCCCUCUCAUCAAGUAUGGUGACAAAUACAUUCAACUCGUUGAUACACCUGGCUUCCAAGACACUCGGUAUGGUAACGAAAUACCCGUGUUCAGGAACAUCAUUGAUUGGCUCGCAGCCCGGUAUUCCGGAAAAUUGAGGACCGUUGGGAUUAUUUUCCUUAGGCCAAUCGAACAGACUAGGGUUUUGAGACCUGAAGCACAGCUCAUGCAAAUGUUCAAAGAUUUGUGCGGAGAAGAUUGUCUUGACCGGAUCGUCUUAGUUACCACUAGGUGGCAUCCUGACUCGGACGAAGAAGAAGAGGCCCGUGAGAAGGAGAUUAUAACUGAUGUAAAAAGAUUUGGAACUUACGGAAGCAAGAAAGUUCGGGCUCAAAGGCUCCAGAAUAGAUACACAAAAGAAGAUGGAAUGGGAAUAGUACAACUAUUUGCGCCAAGGACUCCCGUGACACUUCAAGCGCAACGUGAGGUUGUCGAUGUUGGUUUGACAUACAAUCAGACAACGGCUGGGGCGCACCUAGAGAUUAUUUUGCUUGAUAUAAUUGAAAGGUUAACUGAAGAUAAUCGAUAUCCCCGCAAAGACUGGGAAUACGCACUACAGCAAGUCCAGACAUUACAAGAACGACCGAUUUUUUGGCCUGCGUUGGGCAGAAUCAUAGGAGGAAUUGCAACGUUUGGCAUUUCAGAAAUUGUUCGUGACUAG
Molecule: messenger RNA, 975 nt
Organism: Rhizoctonia solani
Lineage: Eukaryota; Fungi; Basidiomycota; Agaricomycetes; Cantharellales; Ceratobasidiaceae
Product: AIG1 domain-containing protein
Exons: 4
Coding region: 1-975 (324 amino acids)
Source: RefSeq, a predicted model, not a curated record